AUGGUCGACGUCUAUUUGAAGCUGAACGACACGACGAUGAAGAUGUUCGAGGAGAUGCGCGAUCGGAUCAUCACCGAGGAGCUCGCCGAGUUCGAGCAACCGAAACCACCGGCGCAAUCGUCGAGCCAUUUGGACUCGCCGCUCUCGAUUCAGCAACUCCUUCGGAACACCAUUAGCAAUUCGGCGGGACCAUCGAACGCGUGCCUCAACCCGUUUGCCGCGCCCGCGCCACCGCUAAUGAAUCCGUUCCAAUUGGCGCUUUGCCAAUCGCUAGCCACCACCACCAGCUUCUCACCACCAGCUUCUCGCCAUUCCCCACACUGA
Messenger RNA from Caenorhabditis bovis, 324 nucleotides. NCBI's taxonomy places the organism in Eukaryota, Metazoa, Nematoda, Chromadorea, Rhabditida, Rhabditidae. The record is from the annotation of a GenBank genome assembly.